AAUUAGCACCACGGGGGCUUAAUUACCUUGUUAAUUACUCUUUCCCAGCCAUGGCGGAGGACAUCAAGACCAAACUGGAGCGCUACAAGACGGCGCCGUUCGACAGCCGCUUCCCCAACCAGAACCAGACCAGGAACUGCUGGCAGAACUACCUGGAUUUCCACCGCUGCGAGAAGGCGAUGGCGGCCAAAGGGGCGGACGCCGGGCCCUGCCAGUGGGUAACCGUCGUCUACAAGUCCCUUUGUCCCACCGCCUGGGUGACGACGUGGGACGAGUACCGCGAGGAGGGGACCUUCCCCGGAAAGAUCUGAGCUUCUCCGACCGCCCCCCAACCGGGGGGGGGGGGACAUCUGUGUCACCGGCUGGUGCUGGGGGGGGGG
Messenger RNA from Harpia harpyja (harpy eagle), 380 nucleotides. RefSeq names its product cytochrome c oxidase subunit 6B1-like. NCBI's taxonomy places the organism in Eukaryota, Metazoa, Chordata, Aves, Accipitriformes, Accipitridae. The record is from RefSeq and is a predicted model, not a curated record. Gene Ontology annotation, cellular component: mitochondrion; respiratory chain complex IV.